AUGCACGACGGCGACAAACUUCAACUGCCCAACUCGGCUACUCCGCCAUCGUACUCCUCGCCUCAAGCCAUGACUUUUGACAACCAACUGGCAGUAACAGAUUCCACGUCGUCCAAUUCAUCUGCUUUCGACGACUUCGGUGCCUCGCAGCCUUCGCAACCGGGCCUUGCCCAAUUCUUCACUUCCACAAUGAACAAUAUGCACCGGACAUUCACGCCUACCCCUCCUUCGGGUUUCAACGGAGAUGUCACUCCAUCGAGUCAUCGUACUCUUGGAUACGAGGCCGUGAUGCACUCGCCGGCCCCUGCGCUGAAUUUUGACCAGGUGCUGUCAAUUGCAACCGCAGAGCAGCUGUACCGCCACAAUGCCCCCUUUCGCCAGCUAUAUAACUCCAACCAAGAGCUUCGCCAGGAGCAUACGGCCCUGCAGGCUACUGUGCAUGACCUUCGGAGGUUCAAGACGGAGUCGAAACCGGUCGACGUGGCGGCACCAAAUCCCGAAAAAGUCUGCUUCCACGACCUGCCACCGUACAUCCCCGAUGGGAUUGAUUCUACCCGUCUUCGCGGCGAACUCGAGGCUGCACAUCGUUCUGAUCCCUCCAAACCGUCUCUUCGGGACCUAUUCUGGCUCGAAGCGUACUUCACGAGGCCCCUCAAGGGCUCUGCGGCGAGGAAGAAGGCAGCUGCUGAUCCGUCGGAGCCCAGUAAACGAACAGCCCGUGGUGCCACUCGUCUGAAUGAGGGCGAGAACGUCAACUUUGGAUUCCUCGUCCGCCGAACAGCUCGCGCGAUUGACGGGUACGAGCUAUCCGACCUGUUCACGACGUUCGAGAACAACUCAGACUGGUAUGUUGCUCGGGGUCUGUGGGCAGAUACUCCUGAAGGUUUCAAGACCAUGCCCGAAGUUGUAUUCGACAUGGACAUGCGCAUGCGCUCCUAUUCGGACGUAUUCGCAUACUGUUCGAACAGCUGGAAGUUUCUUUACAUGCUCAGUUACAAAUUCGCUGGCUUUUAUACUGCUAAUACCGCCAAUGCAAGAAGACGUCGAGCAAUGGUCACCCAAGCUCGCGCCGACCGUAUGCUUUCCGGCGAAAAGGCUUAUUUUUUCAAGCUCGAAACUGACGGGAAUGACGAGGACCCGCCUCUCCCUCCCGCAAAGCGCCCGAGGAUGGCUUCUGCCGCCCCAAAGAAGACAAACACCGAUUCUUCGACUGCACAAUCCACGCCGGUAUCGACACCGACAACACCCGCCGAGAUCCCGCAAGUGCUGCCAGCAUCUAACAGUGUCGCGCCGGCGACGGCGACUGUACCACUCGACUCCCAUUCUGCAUCGCCCGUGCCGAACCCUUUUGACAAUGACGUCGGUGGCGAUAGCAUUGACGAUAUGUAUGCAGAACCUGCGGAAUACGCCACGGCUAUCAGUAUCCCGCUUCUGCCCAUCGCCACCCCUUCCCAUUCCGAAGAAGGUAUGGACGUCGACUCUCCGAGAGUCGACGUUUCGCUUGGAUCAGAUGCCUCAACGCCACUCCCUGCUUCAUUGGGCAAGAACACCGACUCGCCUAAACCGGAUGUUUCGAAGGCAGUGCAGCAAGACGUUGUCACGGGCGCCGCUCCUCACCCCGUCGCUUCGACCCAAACUGCAGUACCAAGCAAGCCACCUGCGAUGGAGCACAAUGUCGCUACCCCUGGUCAGAAAGGAGUCGCGCAGCGCAAGAAGGUAUCAGAUCGAUUUGCUUCUCUCAAACCAUCGACGCCCAAUGCCUACACGUUCUCUGCACCGAAGGUCCCAGCAACCCCUGCACGACCAGCUUUGACGUCAACAGUGGGACCCAACCUCCCUUUUCGUUCCCCUAAUCCCGAUAUGCCCCCUGCAUCCCCUGCACCCGUUCAUGCAUCUGAGCCCGACUCGGUUCCCGUUGGUGCCGAAGGCUCUCCCUUUGUUGCGAAUGAAUCAUCCCGCUCCGACACCACUACUGGAAGAUCUGCCGCAUAUCUACAAGCCUUCGCCGAGGCAGCACCGGCUGGAGGUCCCCUCAUGGUUCCGAGGCGAAAGGCUACACGCCCUAGCAGUGCAAGUGCUCCGCGACGGAGGAAGUGGAACCCCGGAAAUCGUACGGAAUUGGAGCCGACAUGCGGGCGUGACUGGCUUACGUGGGCCGAGAAUGCCAACGGUCCGACGAAGGACGACUUCUUGGACUUCCUCACUACGCAGUAUGUAGGUGUUGUUGAGAAGUGGUACACAUACUGUAGUGCAAAAGAGACCAGUGCGGGUACCGAGGUGGCAGCGCAGAGUUACGCGGUGAAAGCCGAGGCUCUCUCGACCCUCGAAGGCGGUCCCGAAUAG
This is a messenger RNA of Peniophora sp. CBMAI 1063, 2343 nucleotides long. The record is from the annotation of a GenBank genome assembly. NCBI's taxonomy places the organism in Eukaryota, Fungi, Basidiomycota, Agaricomycetes, Russulales, Peniophoraceae.